AUGAGUGAUAACAAUACCGAACAAACCAAAACUGGUUCCACCGCCAAAUAUUAUGCUGGUGCUGCUGAAGAGAACCUUGGAAAAUUAGUCGGUAGCGAUAAAAUGAAACUUGAAGGCGAAUCUAAAAAAUUAGAAGGCCAAAGUGAAUAUGAAGGAGCUAAAAAUCAAGGUUAUGUAGAAGGUACCACAGAUAAAGUCACUGGUACAGUCAAAGAAACAGCUGGCAACGUCGUCAACGACGAUCAAAUGAAGGCCGAAGGAAAUGUAAAAAAGAACAAGGGAGACACACAACAAUAUGGUGGUUCUGAGGUAGCAAAGAACUAUGAAGGAAAGAAAUCUACAAAAUGGCUCUUUGAAGCUGAUUUAAAAUUGCCAAAGGUUCUCAAAGACAUGCUUUUGCUAUUAAACAGUCAUAUUUCUGAUAUGAAAGAAAGAAGGAAACUCAUAACUAUUGGCUACAUCCAUGGGGGUCUUCAACUUAUGUUUAUGACUUUAGAUAAUCCUGCUGGAUAUGUUUUCCGUCUUGUAAAAAGUUCAUUAUACAAUAUUCCUGUUUCUUUCCAAAAUUUUACAGAAGCACUGGAGUUAAUUGCUGCUGUAUGGACAAUGAAGAUAAAAUUUUAUGAAGAUUCUGAAUCAUUAAUUGAUUUGAGAAACAGAAACAAUGAUGUAUUGGGAUCAUCAAUUUUUAGUCAAAUAUUACCAGCAGACGAUGAAAACGAUGAUAGCAGUGAUGAAAUAACAUGUUACUUGGCUACCAAAAACUAA
Molecule: messenger RNA, 768 nt
Organism: Entrophospora candida
Lineage: Eukaryota; Fungi; Glomeromycota; Glomeromycetes; Entrophosporales; Entrophosporaceae
Source: the annotation of a GenBank genome assembly